UUUAAUGUUAGCGGCUGGUUUGCUGUAUAUGGCUUUUACUAUGUUUCGGUAUGGGCCUUGAAUUAAAAGGUAAUUUUUAAUGAAAGGAUAGCAUGCUGUUAGCAUUUUAAGAAAUUUGGCUUUUCUCUGGGUGGUUCUUCUUUCUAAAAAUGUAUUUCUUAUUUUAUGUGUAUGAGAGUUGCCUGCUGUAUAUAUGUGAACCAUAUGUGUGUAUUCUGGUCCUGCAGAGGCCAGAAGAGAUGUGGACUGGGUUACAGGCGGUUGUGUGCUAGCUGCCAUGUAGGAGCUGGAAUUGAACCCAGGUCCCUGGAAGAGAAUGCUCUUCACCACUGCACCAUCUCUCCAUCCCCUGCUCACUUGUCUUUCAAAGGUGGUUGCUGUUUUGCUUGAAGAGGACCGUUUGGCAGCUGGACCCAGCUGGAUUCCCAGGGCUCAAGACAAAGCUCUGAACAUCAGUGACAGCUCCUCUCAACUGAACACAAGCCUACCGUUUCUUCAGAGUCGGAAAGUAUCCUGCUUGCAUGCAUCUCGAGUUCAGAGGCAGACCGUGGUCUCUGUUCAUGACUUACCUGAAAAGGCUUUUGCUCCGUCUCUGGAUAGCAGGCACCUUCUCUGUGUGUGGGAUAUUUGGCAGCCUUCAGGGCCCCAGAAGGUUCUGAUAUGUGAGUCAAAGGUCACGUGCUGCUGCUUUAGCCCUUUAAAAGCAUUUCUGCUGUUUGCGGGAACAGUGCAUGGCUCUGUGGUUGUGUGGGACUUGAGAGAAGACUCCAGGAUACACCAUUACGUGAGGCUGAGCAGCUGUUUCUGGGCUUUCAGGACCCCAACAUUCUCCACUGAUGGAAUCCUCACAUCGGUGAACCACCGAAGCCCUCUUCAAGCCAUAGAGCCGGUUGCCACAUCUGCCUACAAAAAACAGAGUUUUGUGCUUUCACCCUUUUCUACUCAAGAAGAAAUGGCAGGCUUGUCAUUUCACAUCGCUUCCCUGGAUGAGAGUGGGGUUCUCAAUGUAUGGGUGGUUGUUGAAUUACCAAAAGCAGAUAUCUCAGGUUCAAUGAGUGAUUUAGGUCUGAUACCUGGAGGGAGGAUCAAGUUGGUGCACAGUACUGUAAUCCAACUGGGCCACAGUCUUUCUCAUAAAGAUAGUGAACUGUGGGGGUCCACACAGACACUGAGUGUCAAAUUCCUGCCUUCGGAUCCUAAUCACUUCGUCGUUGGCACCGACAUGGGACUUAUAAGCCACAGUACCAGGCAAGAUUGGAGAGUCUCUCCCAAGGUGUUCAAACCUCAGCAACACGGUGUCCGACCAAUAAAAGUUAACGUGAUUGAUUUUUCACCGUUCGAAGAAACAGUAUUCUUGGCUGGCUGUUCAGAUGGAAGCAUCAGGCUACACCAGCUGACGUCUGAGAGGCCCAUCAUGCAGUGGGACAACAGCACCAGUGGCCGCUCUGUUACUAGUCUACAGUGGUCUCCGACAAGGCCUGCUGUGUUCCUGGUCCAGGAUGAUGCAUCUAGGAUCUAUGUUUGGGAUCUUCUUGAGAAUGACCUGGGUCCUGUGGCCCAGCAGCCCAUCUCUCCAGAUAAGCUUGUGGCCAUGACUAUCGUGGGGGAACCCGAGAAGACCAGUGGUAGCUUUGUGGCCCUGGUGUUGGCCAGGACCUCUGGUACAGUCGACAUCCAGAACCUGAAGAGGCGGUGGACCACCCCAGCAGCAGAUGAGCAUAGCCAGCUGCAUCUGCUUCUUCAGAAAUGAAGACCUAAUGUCAGGAGAAUGAUGGGUACAUGAGCCUUGAUUACAGAUGGAUCCCUUCACUCUGUGUCUAUGUGACUUUGUGUACAUAGAGUGUGUAUAUUCUGUACAUAAUUUGCUUUAGAAGAGCAGUGCUUUGGUAUUCCCAAGAAAUAAAUCACUAUUUUUAAUGGAAACAGUGAACAUUUUAGUGUAUACUAAACUUCAAGGGGAAUAUCGAGUGAUGUCCCACAAGCUCUUCCAAGAGUGUUUCCAGUUAUUUUUGGAAUGAUUUAAAAAUACUGUCACAUUUAUUACUGGAUUUUAAACAGUCCACCAUGAGAAGUACUUGAAUGGACUGUUUUCUUAGCCAGGCAUAAAGUGAUGUACGUGUAUCUCACUUGGGAUCCGACCGCCACCAGCCUUCUGUUUCUAAGGUUUCUCCAACACUAGCUUUUGGUGUGCUUUGAAUGGCACUCAUAGAAUUGAGCCAGACACAUUUUACUGUGUGAUUUAGCAUGAAAACCACCCUCAUAUAGAAAUAAUACAAGUAAAUAAAUUAUCUUGAGCAUGGA
Molecule: messenger RNA, 2301 nt
Organism: Rattus rattus (black rat)
Lineage: Eukaryota; Metazoa; Chordata; Mammalia; Rodentia; Muridae
Product: WD repeat-containing protein 60
Exons: 12
Coding region: 317-1750 (477 amino acids)
Biological process (GO): intraciliary transport
Cellular component (GO): cytoplasmic dynein complex
Molecular function (GO): dynein light chain binding; dynein heavy chain binding
Source: RefSeq, a predicted model, not a curated record